Solenopsis invicta (red fire ant) is the source of this 11729-nucleotide messenger RNA. It is a transcript of the gene LUBEL, whose product is annotated as E3 ubiquitin-protein ligase lubel. Gene Ontology annotation, cellular component: LUBAC complex. The transcript is spliced from 20 exons. The record is from RefSeq and is a predicted model, not a curated record. Gene Ontology annotation, molecular function: zinc ion binding; K48-linked polyubiquitin modification-dependent protein binding; linear polyubiquitin binding. Lineage: Eukaryota; Metazoa; Arthropoda; Insecta; Hymenoptera; Formicidae. Gene Ontology annotation, biological process: protein linear polyubiquitination. The coding region runs from base 22 to 11235 and encodes 3737 amino acids.
CGAUGCAGCGGUCGCUCGCAGAUGAGCAGCGCCGUCCAAGCCAACACCGGAGACAGGGCCCAGUACCGUGCGGACCAGUUCCCGAGAAAAACCGGAAAAGUCAACCCCGGCGAGGUGUCCCACAUGAACAACCCGGGAGCUGAGAAAUGGCGACCGAUGGCCAUAUCAAAUCCGUCCACCAAGUUGCGAAUGGCAAGAUCCAUGCCCCACUGGGUCAUGCAGCAGCAACGGGAAGCAGAGCAGCAGCUUCGUCGGCCACCAUCGCCCCCGAAGAUCCCGCCACCGUCGCUCUCCGGGGACUGUGGUGACCCCGACUACGAGAUCAUCGAGUUUCCGACCCGACCGCAAGCCCAGAAACCCUCGACGCCCCGAUCGAACGCCGGUAAGUGCGCCCUGUGCGGGACCGAGAACGUGUUCGCGCGAUGCGAUACGUGCAACGAGAGCUACUGCGAGGCCUGCGACGACAUGAAUCACAAGCACCCGAAGCGAAAGGGCCACGUCCGCAGAAGGAUCUUGACUGACAACGCGAGCCGAAACAGACCGCCACUGCCGCCGAAGGGGGAGAACCUGUUGAAUCCUCCGCCAGUGCCACCGCCACGGAGGAAUCGCAAAUCCACGCAGGCUAAAUCGGCGCUAAUCAAAGGAUCCGCGCAACUCCCUUUGCUCGACAAGGUUGGGAGCUUGAGGCGCAAUUUUUCCAAUGCGAAACCAUCGCCAGACUCUAGCGCAAGAGUGUCGAAAUCUACGAAUACCUUAAACUCGUCUUCCAACGACACUUCAGGAACAGACAAAAUGACUACUCUACAGGAGAGAUACAGAAAAUAUCAGGAGGUGAUGAGGGCGCAAGACGCGAGCAGGCGACGACAUCCAUCCGCUGAUACGAGGGACACUUUGAGCGGAAGACCACUCAGCGUAGGCAGUCCGAAACCGGCACCGCCACUUCCACCUCCGCCGCCAAGUAGAACCAUGAUGCAAUCAGCCAGCGUUUGCGAUUUGACCGCUGCUCACAUGUGGAAUUCAGGAAUGCAUCAGGCCCAGUCGAUGGCACAUCUCGGGCCCGGCGGCAUGCCGAUGAUAUGGUAUCCGCCUAACUCUUGGGACGUAUCGAUGGGAGGCUCCACCAUGAGCCUGCAUCAUCCAAGUGUAUGGGGAUAUCCCAUGGGCUAUCCGUCAGCGCAAAUGCUACCUCCACAUUAUCCAGGAUCUCUCUCUAGAGGGCAGAGUCCGGCCAGGAGCAUCAAGUCCAGUAGAAGAUCGAGGCCGGCGUCUCCGUCUCCCAGUCUGAAAUCUAGGAAGUCUUACGCUUCGAGAUCGCGAUCGAGGAGGUCACCUGGGUCACCAUCGGACGCGAGUUCCGAGAACUCCGAUGAGUCCGAUGUGGAUGACAGGCUUUCCCGUGGAUCCAGAAGUAAACGCGGCAGCCUUCCCAGAAGCAUACGACAACGAAGCUACUACGACGAAGAUACCAGAAGUCUCGCGUCCAGAGGUCGGCGAGAGACGCUAAUGUCCGAGGAAAAAUUGAUGAAUGCUGAAGACCAAUGGUCCGAGAGUCCGUCUAGUAAACGAUACUCAACACCCACGAGAAGCUACGACGAAUUUCAAAAGAGCAACACUGUCUCUUCUGGACGACGUUACGGUCAUGAUGAUCGCACGGUUCCCAAGAUAGAUCCUCGGCUGGAUCGCGUUCAGAACGGAACUCAUCGCGACCGCCGAAGGCGAAGUACCGACGACGAGUCAUCUGAUCGAAAAGUUACCGCGCCGAGUCGAGCACGAGUUACGAGCUCGUCCGACGAUCAUUUCGAAAGGGUGGAGAACGCAUUAAAGAGAGCGUCGUCCCUUCGAAGGGACAUAAUGCUGGACGACCUGGAACGAUCCUCCGCUCGUCGCGAUUCUCGUAGAUCGUCUUUUGAGAGCGACGGUCAGAUGGGGAAGUCGCCUUCCCGAGAUAUAACUUCUCCGAAAAGGACAUCCGUAGAAAGAACACGCCUUCUGGAAAGGCAAUCAUCUCAAGGAGGACAUUCAGAUAGAGAUCGCGCGAACGUCGACGAGGUCGAAUCGCGUGCGACGAGAAGAGAGCAACAAGUGCGCGAUGUCUCGCGAGAGCGUGAGCUCCUCGCGAGAAAAGAAUCGUUCCGGCGAAAGGACAUUCUUGACGAUCUAGACCGUACUUCCAACAAACGAAGUUCCGGCAGAUCCUCGCUCGAGUCCGACAAUCAAGGCCUUAGAAAAACGCCCUCCAAGGAAAUAAGGAAACAGGUGGAUAAAGAAGAUCGAGAUCUCCCUGAAACGAUAAAUAAUCUUCAAGUUAAGGAUCGUCAGCAAUCGAUCGAUAAGGAACUCCGUCAGUCGAAGGAUUCAGUACGAGUCGCCGAAGCUCAACUGAAGAGACAGGACAGCGGUGAGACGAAACAGCAGCAAGCGCGAACGUUUCAACCUAGGAAAGAACAAAAGGCAGCGGAGAGAGACAUUGUCGAAAGUACGAAUGCGUUGUCCAUGGAAAUUCCGAAGGAGGAGUGGGCCUGCGAACACUGCACCUUCAUCAACAAGAUCAACGAUCGCGUCUGCGUGGUUUGUUGCAAGACGAAAAGCAGCGCAUUGCCACCGAACACCUUGAACGACGAUUCCGUGGCAAGCCCGAUCGAGCCGCGAGCACCAAAAAACGAAGCGUCGAACAGCGUUGGCGUUCCCAAUCACGAGCCCGAGAAGCGGACCAAGAAGAUCUCCAACAGCGAAGAGAGCGGCGACAGCGGCUCCGUCAAGAAUAAAGAAACGAUUCCUCCAGACAAUGAUUCUCUCGUAGAGAACUCUAUAACUGCAAUCGCGGCUGUAGCCCCGCAAGCAAAAGAUGCGUCGUCGAAAUCGACAGACGCGACGUCGUCGGUCGAUGAGAGCUUGUCGUUAAAAGCGUCAUCCUCGGUGUUGACGUCUUCUUCGAUUGCCACGAAUACCUCCGAGGCAGACACGAAUGCGACGCCGGGCGAGGAAAAAAUUCGAGGAAAGCUUACGAAGAGCCAUUCGAUAUCUACGGGAACAUCUCCUCCGCCGCAGAGUAUCUCGACUCAAACUUAUGACUAUCUCCCUGCAAAAGGGAGUCUCGGAAGAUCCGCGUCGGCAGCAACGUCAAAGAGUUACUUGUAUUACGACGACAGCGACGGUGAGAAGGAGCAUCUGUUUCAGGAUCAGAGCGGCUUCGUAAACAGUCCCGAUUUGUAUCCGCGAGCGUUGCAGGAGCAAUAUCUUCAGCAGCUGUUAACUGGACAGCGGAGCAGAGAGCGGACUAGAAGAAAUUCCAUCGACUCGACCCAUCUCUAUUAUCGUUCCAGGGAGCCCAGUCAACCGAGAUACGUGGAGGCAAGUUCCAGUGCCAGCCAAGGAGUCUCCACAUUGACUCGUCAAGGAUUGGAGAUAGUGGAGCUUCUGCGGGAAGCCGAAAAGCAGGGAUUUACGACCGACGACGUGCAAGUCGCGUUAGCGCAAGGCGCAUCGAAUCCAAUUGAGUGGCUUCAGACGCAGUGGCCGCAUCUGGUGGAGACCGUGCAGGUCCUGGUGACCGCGCAGGGCAAGGAAUCGAAGGAGAACAGCAUCGGCGUGCUCUCGCCGGCUGAAGCGAAGGAGGCCCUCCGAUCUGUCAAGGGUGACAUGUGGAACGCAGUCGCGACAGCCAUCCAACGCAGGCAGCAGAAAUGCGAACAGAUAAUGGCAAAGGGAAACUUUGCGCUCGCGGAAGUUAUCAAAGCUCUCAACAAUAACGCCGGUAUCGAGGACGCCACUUUGCUCGAGCUACAAAAGAAUCAGCUCAAGCCCUUUUUAAUGAGGAUCUGGGGUCCUCCGGUCGGGGUGGAAAACGAGGAGGCUGCACCGCACGAAGAUGCAGCGGGUGCGGUCGGUGGUGGGACGGGGGUUGAUCCCGUGGAACAAAUUCCGAAUGUGUCCGAUAGCGAGGCGCAGAAGCAGGUAAUGUCACCAAUUGUUGAUCAUUUCGUGGCGUUGCAGGCCGACUUUCAAAAGCAACUGGCGGCCCUCAGAGAACUGACCGAUAACUGGCGACACGAGAAAGAUCCCCCGAACAAAUUGGGUAAUAAUAAGUCUGAUAAUCUGUACGAACGCUCUGACGAGCCCACUGUUCUAAUCGAUGCAAAUCUGGUCUCAAGGGCCGUACAACAAGCGCCCGACGUAGCGGAGCCGAACGAUCUCGCGAUCUCGCGGCGAGAACAGGCGACCGUAGAUUCGCGGGACGACACAAAGUACUCUUUGAACGCUACGAAGCCGACGGAAGGCCUGAAAGAAGUAGACGCCGCGUUGCCCAUGGAAAUUCCCGCAACCACGGUCGAUGAUCUCGCGACGACAAGUGCAACGGACUCCUCACGCGCGCCCGAACACUCCUCGAAAAUUGACGACGCUGAUCGCGCGGCCGUAGAAUCGUCGACAGUUGACACCGGCAAUACUGUCGUGCGAAUUACCGAGUCCGAUCUGCCGAAAUCUGACGGUCAAAAGUGCGACGUCGAAGUGAAAUCAGCCGCGCAGUUGCGCGAAGAGGCGACUUUGCGUGCCGGCACCUCGACGACAUCGAUCGACGAGACUGCGACGGCGACGGAAGUUACGCAUUCACCGGAGGAACGGGAAAGAUUAUUGCCAAAUAAUCUAGCAGUUGAAGUAUCCUCGUCGCAGGGAGCUGCGCUUGACACGACGAAUAAUACGGAACCGGGUCAGUCCUCUUCUACGCGCCAGGAAACUCCGAGUGGUCCAUUACCUUCUGACAUGGCGAAACAGAACGUCGCGGCGGGGAACGGCGAGACACUCGUCGAACUUGAGAAGUCUGCCGAAUUGGGUGGAGCAGCCGAUAUCUCUUCCCAGAAUUCGGGUGUUCCUCAACGAGCCGGUACGUUGCCGCGGCGGUCAUCGCGGGACGAAUCCGCGGACGUGAUAGAGAAAGUGCACGCGAACGUAUCCGUAAGAGAUCUUCCCGCACGGGAGCAAUCUGAUCAGCGUGUCAAGGGGGAAGUCCCCGGACAGAACGACGAGCAGCCGCACGUCGUGGCGGUGGAGGCUCUGCUGUCCGCCGUGAAAUCGCUGCCGGAGCAGUUUUUGACGCCGUUCAUAACGGCGAUGCAAAUGCUGUCGCCCGAGAAGGGUGACGCGACCUCCGACGUGCAACUUAUGAACCGAUUGAAUACUUUACGCAGCAUGAAGCCCGAAGACCCGAAAACCAGCGCACCCGAGGCCGAGAUCACCGACCGGAGCUCGGCGGGCGACGUUGCGCCGAGGAACGACGCCGACGAGGAGAGCACGCCUGUUUCCGUAGCCGUGGUCGAAAAGAAAAAAACCGAAUCGCAGUCGCCGCGGGGGAGGAAUCGAGCAGACAAACGUCCGGAGAAAGGUUCGGAGAAAUUGAGAAGCGGCAAGAUUAGCGAUAGGGAGAUCGGCAGAUCCAAGCUUCCGGAUUCUCGGAUGGCGAAGCCCCGCUCGAGCGUUCCGGACAUUAAGCAACAGCAUCAGGAUGUCAGAUCGGUACGUACAGACACGAGCCAGUCAAACAUUUCGCGAACUAACAACGCAGCGGAUCUGACAUCCGAAACGUUUUCCGACUCGGUGGACUUAAUGGACAAAGACACUCUCGAAGAAUCGACUACGAACGAGACGGCGACGUCCAGUGUAGGAGCAGCAGCCGGGCCGCCGCGAACGGACGUCGCCGGGGAAAUACGUUCACGUAAGAAUUCUUUAGAGAUAGUCGACAAGUCCGCGAGAAACGAUAACCAAGAGAGAUCUACCGGAGACGAAACCAUGUCGGAGGCGGGAUCAGCUGUAGAAGCUGAUCAUUCAGGUGAAUCAUCGAUCAGUUCUCACGUGCAACCGUUAACAGCAUCCCCGACGCAUGAUCGAUCUGUCGUCCAGAGACCCCUCGAGCUCGCGAUCGGCUCGACUGAUGUGUCGUCUUCAUCAUCUUUAUCAUCAUCAUCAUCAUCAUCAAAGGAAGUGGAAAGCUCUUCCGAAAAAGCAUUUCACGAAAAGCUUCUCGCCGAUAACGCCUUUGCAGACACUGAUCCAUUGCUGAAAAGCGACUCGUCGCGAGAUAAAAAUUCAUUAGCUUUCAUAAACGAGCCUAACGCGAAAGAAUCCGCUUUCCGAUCGGCGACGAAUGUUUCACAAAAAGAACCGAUCGUUUGCGAUUUUAGCUCAGAUCAUUCGCUUGAGAUCUCGCGCGAAGUAACAACGAAUGCGACUAAUGCGCAGUCAGCCGACGAGCGAGAUAUUAACAAAUGGGUCGAGCGACAAUUAAACGAGUCGUCUCGUGUAUUAACGGUAACAGCCUCGCCGGUCUCGUCAGCUCCAUCUCCCGAUCGUCCUCCCGAAAUCGUUCAGUCGCCGCCCGUCGAAAUACUCGAUAAUCACGGUACGACAUUGCGUCACGAUAAAAAUGAUACAAAGCCGCUCGUCCCGAAAAAUGCGGUGCACGUUUCGGAAAAAGUAGAACAGACAAUUUCGGUCACAUAUCACACUCCCGCGAGCGACGAUAAAAAUGAAGCUACGUUGAAAGAAAACGUGCCCGUUGAGCGAAAUACGGCCGAUGAUUUAUCCAUCACUCAAUCGCGACCCGGCGAAAUUCCUCGGUCAUUAACACACUCGCGCUCCGUCCCGGAAAUGAGUUUAAACGAAUCGCGUGAUCGGGGGAAGGAGAUCGCGCUCGCCUCGUCGAAAUCUGACGAUCUUUCGGCGAUCGAGCGAACGUCGGACGUUCGAUCUUCGACAGACUCGCGGGAUAUUUUAAAUCAGGAUAAAUUAUUUAGUCCGACAAAAUGUCAGGAGAUAACUGCACAUCCGCGUGAUCAUCUGGCGCGCGCGAAAAUAAUGUCACUCUCCUUUCCAAAAAAUAAUCGCGGAGUCGAUACUCGCCCUGAAAAUACUUCGCAUCAUGAAAUAUCAGGCAGCUUUGGCGACCCGAAAACUUCGGAAGUCAUUAAAAUUGCAGGAAACGCCAAAACAGUAUCUUCUAUUCGUGAAACUUCAAUAUCCAGUGUCCAUGAAAACUCGGUUACGAGUGCUAAUGAGCCGUCCGACGGAAAGGUACACGGUCAAUUAUCAAACGGUAAUAACGAUGCGCGGGACAGCGCGUCUCCUCGAUUGUCCGUCGAACACGAUCCUCCGUUAGAGUCGAAGAAAAGUAUCUCGUGUCCCGUCGAUCGCGACGUGAAACUUCGUCCCGGGGACGAAGUUUCUCAAUCUCACGAUGCCAAGAAACAGGAUACACAAACGUCAAACUCAGCGACAAGGGGCGUCCUGCAUGCGCUUAAAAAUCUCAAUAUAUUCUUCGCAGCGCCGCCGGCCGAGGAGAGAAACGUCGCUUCAGCAACAGUCGACUCUCUUCCGGAUCCUAUUAUAGCGAACGUCAGCGACGUGACGCCUGGAGUACCUCACACCUUCGAAAUAAAGAUAUCGGAAUCGCCGGUAGCAACGGUAAACGAUUGCGCGCCGCUAAAGAGUAUCGCGAGCGUCGUCGGGACGGGUCAAAUAGAAGUCGUGGAGAACGCGAAAGACGUCGAUCGGUCCGGGAACGAAGUUUCGAUCGUCGCACGUAACGAGCGAGUUGAACGAACGCGGUCAAAAUUACCGAGUAAGGGAAGUCCGUUGGGAAAAAAUACCGAGCAAGUAAAUCAAUCUCACAAAAGCGUGAUCGCGAGACCCGUCGUAAAGCAGAGAUCGAGAUCGCCGCUUAAAAAGAUCGUCCGGAGAAAGUCGCCCGUUAAAAUGGUGAGAAAAUCGGUCGGCGUGCCGAGGAAAAAUUUAGCGUGGAAAAGCGCAGGUCCGUACAGCGCGGCCGUCGCAAAAGCGAGAGCGACGACGGCCAGCGAGACUGUUAAAAGGUCGAAUCGAGCGAUGCAGUCCGAUGAAUCGCGAAUUAAAGGACCCUUAAAGUCCGCGUGUAUCGCGAGCACCAAGGCAGACGUUAAGAAUAAAUCGGUUGCCGAUGGAAAAGUUCCGAUGAAAAGGAUGGAGCAAGAUACUUCGAAACCUAAAACCUCUCUACCGUCAGAAAUGCCCGAUAAAACCGUUAGACAAUCAUUAAAUGAUACCAGUGCGCACAAAACUAUCGGAAAUAUGAAGGUAAAUAAUAAUAAAAAGGUUCCCGCGCCCGGGGAGAACUUGUCGAUAGUCAAUAACGCGCCCAAUCCCGAACCGCAAACUAAAUUGCCUGUUGUUAAAAAAUAUAAUGGAAAUAAAUCGGAAAAUUCUAAAAAGAGGACGCUCGAAUAUUUUAAAAACAAAAAUAUUGAAGAUGUCGAAAAUAAAAAUCUGGACGGCUCGAAAAGUAUGAAAGCGGAGGCUUUUGAAAAUCAAGCGGUAGAGAGGGUAAAUCGCAAAACUGAAAUCCCGAAUAAUAACAAAAUUCUGACAAAAGUAGCGAAAGACAGUUUAAAACCUAAAACAGCCUCGCCGUCGAAAAUACCCGUUCUAACGCAGCGAAAAAUCGCGCAAUCUACGGACGCCGGCUCGUCGAACCCUGUUAAAGUAAAUGACACGUCCUUAUUAAAGAGCGCGUCAAAUAAAUUGCCAGCGGUGUCGCAAGCAGCUUCGAAAUUAUCGUGGAAAAUUCAGGAAAGAGCGAACGUAUCGAGCCCGCCAACCAUACGGAAAAUUGAUUCUGGGGAUAUUAACAAGCCGACGGGAAAUCAAAUUAAAUCUAGUAACGGAGGGGCGAUUGAAAUUACAGAAAAUGUGAAAGACAGGCAAAUCUUGGAGGAGUGUCGUGAUAAAGAGAGUACCGUGGAGAGUGAAGAAACCGAAGGAGAACCUUCGAAAGUUAAGUCAAUAGAAUUGAAAUUAAACGAGAAUUCACAAGCGUCGAACUCGACGCAUAACGAUCCGUCCGCGGAUCUUAGCAAACAAUUGGAAGUCGAAAACGCAAUUGAGGAAAGCUCGGAUGCUUUCAGCUCCGGUUCCGAGUAUUCUGAAGAGGACGAAGACACAGGAACGGCGAAGUACAUUUCUGAUCAUAACUCGGAAUACAAUUCCGUCGAGGAGUUCACGGACGCGGAGUUGUUGUUGGAGAAAACGCUAAAUGAGAUAAGGUCUGAAAUAUCGGAGUCUGAAGAGGAGGAGUGCACGAGCGAAUCCGAGGAAAGUGAGGACGUCACUUAUUCGUACGAGACGGAAAGCCACGAUCAUGAUUCCACGUCGUCGUCCGAAGGCUCGCUCGACGAGCGGGAGAUUAAGUCGAGCGAACUCGAAGAUUCGGCGGAAGAGGAGGAUGUGUACGAGGAGCUGCGGUCCGAAGGAGAGGAGACGAAUGAACAGGUCGAAACUUCGGAACAAUUUCAAGUGUCUGAUAAAGAAGCCGACGAUAUGAUUCACGACGAAACGCCUGGCGACAAAGCCAACGUUUCGAGUAGAGUGGAGAGUAAUUCACAGGUCGCGCGAGAGGCUGGAAAAAAUAAUGCGGACGCACCGACGGAAGCUGCCACUGCGGUCACAGAAUUAUCUCGACCGGAAAUAAACGCGGGAAUCGAUGAAGAGACGUCGCAAGGUUUUCAAAAUCUCGAAACAGAUUCUGACAUUGCUGUAACUGUGACGGAUUUGGCGGCUGCGUCUUCAGCGAAGUUCAGGCAGAGUAUAAAAUCUAAGGAAGAUAUUCCGUCAAACGCGAACGACUCGAAGAAAAAUGAGACGAAGCACGGAGACGCGAGCGUAACCGAGGCGGGAGAUCAGUUGACAGUACAGAACGAUAUAAAGACACUGAAAAUCAUGAGUCAUGAGUCGCGUGAGAAACGCGCGAAGGUAGGCCGAAGGGCGAGUACGGGUAGUAAAGACGUGAAAAUCGAGAAGGAUGACACGUUAAAGGGGGUGGAUCGGGCGCGAGCGCCCAAGAAGCGAUUUUCCCUCGUAGCCAGUUGCAUCCGUCGGUUCGAGGGCGAAGAGAAUGCCGAUAGGGCUCACGUGGAAAGCUUCAGACGCCAGAUACAAGGAUCUCCCAAAACGGAGCGGGAGAGAAUAGCGCGUCGUCUCCUGGCGGAGGGUCGAGCCGCGAAUUACGAUGAGGCCGAGGUCGCCGCUAGUUUGCUGGCCCUCAAGUUCGGGGACGCCGAGGCACUUCAGGCCGCGAAAGAAUGCUCCAGUAUAGAAUCGGCGCUGGCCUUUUUGCAGCAGGAGUGCGAGCUGUGCACCGGUCGUUUCGCGAUGAGUCAAAUGGUGUCCAUGUUGAAGUGCACACAUCGCUGCUGCAACGAUUGCGCGAAGAAUUACUUCACCAUUCAGAUCAGCGACAGGAACAUCACGGAUGCCGUUUGCCCAUACUGCAAGGAACCUAAUCUCAAGGACGCGAGCGAGGACGAAGUUCUCGAGUAUUUCAGCAAUUUGGAUAUUCAGCUGAAGACUCUGCUGGAUCCCCCGAUUCACGAACUCUUCCAGAGAAAGCUCAGAGAUCGGACCCUGAUGCAAGAUCCAAAUUUUAAGUGGUGCAUUCAGUGUUCAAGCGGAUUUUACGCCGACCCUCACCACAAGCGUUUAAUCUGUCCCGAUUGUCGGUCUGUCACUUGUGCUUUUUGCCGUAGACCGUGGGAAAAACAACACGAGGGAAUUUCAUGUGAGAAAUUUGCCGCUUGGAAGGACGAGAAUGAUCCCGACAAUCAAGCCGCGGGUUUGGCACAACAUUUAGCCGACAAUGGCAUCGAUUGUCCUAAAUGCAAAUUCCGUUAUUCUCUAUCCAGAGGAGGUUGCAUGCAUUUCACGUGCAGUCAGUGUAAAUAUGAGUUUUGCUGCGGUUGCGGCAAGGCUUUCAUGAUGGGGGCGAAGUGUGCGGUCAGCCCUUAUUGCGCCAAAUUGGGCCUGCACGCCCAUCAUCCGCGCAACUGCCUCUUCUAUCUCCGUGACAAGGAGCCGGCGCAGCUGCAACAGUUGCUCCGAGAAAGCGGCAUCGAUUAUGACACGGAAGGUCCGAUCGGGGAACGCAGGUGCAAGGUGCAACUGCAGAAGGAGACGCCGACCGGAGUCGUGGAUGCGGUGUGCAAUUCCGACGUCGUCGAGGGCCACGCUGGUCUGUGCAGGAUUCAUUACGUCGAGUAUCUAGUUCGAAAGAUCCGUUUGACGCAGCUGGAACCGCUGCCCUUGCUAAACGUGGACGAUCUCGAAACGUGUGUGCGCCGCGCCGGGCUGAAACUGCCCGCGAACUGGUACGGGCGCGACCCGGAGCAUUACAGGAACGACUUGGUCGAGGUCGUAAAGCAGGAGAUUCCACUGGAGUGACUUGCGGCGGAGAAUCUCGGGGAGAAAAAAAAAGAAAAACGGACGCGCGACGUAUCCGAAGCCCAUAUAAGUGACAAACCGUAUAUUGUAUAGGUGUAUUUAUUUUAUUUUGCAUGGACCAUAAGCCCGCAAAGUGAAAAUAAUGUAGGACCAUGGAACGGGAGUAGUGCAAUACGAACGUCGCCUAGAUAUAAACUUGCCGAAAACUUGUUUACUUUUCGACGUGGCGUGAUGCGAUUUAUAUGUUAAUUCAAACGUCCCAUUCGCGAACAUUCGCAGACAUUCGGCGAGGAGAAAUAGUGUGUUCAUCACUACAUGUUCUACUUGUUAACGGCUACAGAUGUGUAAAGAUCGAACGUUUCUUUACAUCUUGAUAGAUAGAAUAGUCAUUAAUGGGAGUUGUAGGAUUAACGUUUGAAAGUACGUAUUUAUUUCUGCUUUAUAUUACUGUUUUUCCAAGAAAUAGACCGUUUAAUUAAAAAAAAAUUAUAGCA